Molecule: messenger RNA, 7945 nt
Organism: Petromyzon marinus (sea lamprey)
Lineage: Eukaryota; Metazoa; Chordata; Hyperoartia; Petromyzontiformes; Petromyzontidae
Product: bone morphogenetic protein receptor type-1B-like
Biological process (GO): cellular response to growth factor stimulus; cell surface receptor protein serine/threonine kinase signaling pathway; protein phosphorylation
Cellular component (GO): signaling receptor complex; plasma membrane
Molecular function (GO): ATP binding; transmembrane receptor protein serine/threonine kinase activity
Source: RefSeq, a predicted model, not a curated record
AGGCGCACGACUUUUUUUUUAUGCUCCCGACUAACGAAUUACGUCAUGUCGCGGCGGCACGUACCGCUCGGUGCAGCCUCGCGACUGGUGACAUGGCGUCACCGGGUUUUUAAAGCGUCACGCAUAAGCGUAGCGACGUCAUCGCGGCGCAGAGCCGCGAACGCGAACUCGAUCGAAACGAACAAAUUAAAGGGACGCGGAUUUACAUUCGCCACGUCGCCCAAUUCUUCUUUAACGUCCAUAAACGCGGCACCUCGUGUGUUCUCGGCUCUCACUUGGACAACUCGAUGUAUUCCAGUAACUUUCGGCGCUUUAUCCUGGCGGCGAUACAAACGAGAACGUGAUGCGUCGAAACGCUGAUUUGCAUACGGAGGGCGCAGUGUGGGCUCCGUGAGUGGACGAUCGCAGAGGCCCAUGUGGCAGGAGAGAGAGAAGGGGGAGGUGGUGGUAGAGUGGACGAGUUGGUGGUGUUCGACGUGAGUCUCGGGCCCUCUCCUUCUUUUGGGAGGUUCCUCAAGAUCCCCGGCCGGCCCCCCCGAUGUUUGUGUUCGCGCUGUCGUAGAUACCCAGUGACUGCUUCCCAAUAAGAAUUAGACGUGCAACAACAACUCAACCGAGAAGGAGCACCAGUAUUUCCGUCCUGGGCUGCACUUCUGCCGCACAGAGUGUCACUGGGAGCUGCAAGGUUUCUGCUGGAGGUUUGCCGAGGAGAAGAUGUGGGUGUGGUGGAGAGCGUGGAGCGUGGGAGCCGUCGCGCUGGCCGUGCUGGCGCUGCAAGCCACAGCGGCCGAGCGGCCCGACAGCCUGCUUUUGGGAGCCGGGGCCAAGGGCAAAGCAGAUGGCAAGAAAGACACGGCCGGGACUGACGACGGAGAGAUCCCAGAGCCGCCCAGGAACCUUCUGUGCUACUGCAGCCAGCACUGCCCUCCGGAAAGUGUCAACAACACCUGCAGGGCGAGCGGCUACUGCUUCACGAUCGUGGAGGAGGACGACGCCGGGGAGGUGAUCACAACGGCCGGGUGCAUCCAGCGCGAGGGCUCAGAGUUUCAGUGCCGGGACUCCCCCAAGUCCCGGUUCCGCAGGACCAUCGAGUGCUGCGUGGAGGGCAACUACUGCAACAAGGAGCUACGGCCAACGCUGCCGCCACCUGGGGCCUCCAUCGGUUUCCUGGACUCGAGCGUGCACCGCCUGGCCCUCUUCAUCUCCGCUGCCAUCUGCUUCAUCGUCCUUGUCAUUGUCAUCGUCUUCAUGUACUUGCGAUACAGGCGCCAGGAAGCGAGGCGCAGAGGACAGAAGUGGCCGGAGCGCGAUGAGCUCAUCAUUCCCCGCGGCAACACCCUGGAGGAUCUGCUGGAGGAGUGCCAGAGUUCUGGCAGCGGCUCUGGGCUCCCCCUACUGGUGCAGCGGACGAUCGCGAAGCAGAUAGCGCUGGUGCGGGAGAUUGGGCGUGGGCGCUUUGGCGAGGUGUGGCAGGGCCGCUGGCGUGACGAGACUGUGGCCGUGAAGGUUUUCUUCACCACCGAGGAGGCCAUCUGGUUCCGCGAGACGGAGAUCUACCAGACGGUGCUCAUGCGUCAUGAAAACAUCCUUGGCUUCAUCGCAGCCGACAUCAAGGGCACCGGUUCGUGGACCCAGCUGCUGCUGGUGACGGAGUACCAUGAGAGCGGAUCGCUGCGCGAGUAUCUGCGCUCCUCCACCGUGGACGGCCGCGGCGCCCUGCGACUCGCCUACUCGGCCGCCUCGGGGCUGUGCCACCUGCACACCGAGAUCCACGGCACGCGCGGGAAGCCAGGCAUCGCGCACCGGGACCUGAGUUCACGCAGCCUGCUGGUGAAGCGCGGAGGCACCUGCGUCAUCGCCGGACUUGGCCUCGCGGCCAAGUACAACAGUGAAACGAACGACGUGGACCUGCCGCCGACACCGCGGUUGGGGCUGCCCCGGUACUGCGCCCCCGAGGUGCUGGACGAGCGACUGCACAAGCCCAACUUCCAGGCCUACCUCAUGGCCGACAUGUACAGCAUGGGGCUCGUCCUGUGGGAGGUGGCGCGCCGCUGCGUGUGCUCUGGCACGGUAGAGGAGUAUCAGCCUCCCUUCCACGACAUCACCUCGGCAGAGCCCUCAUACCAGGAGAUGCGUGAUGCCGUGUGCGUCAAAAGGUUGCGCCCCCUGCUGCCCAACCGCUGGAACUCUGAUGAGGUCUUGCGGACGCUGGCGAAGGUGAUGGCCGAGUGCUGGGCCCACAAUCCGUCGUCGCGGCUCACCGCCCUACGCGUCAAGAAGACCCUCGCAAAGAUGGCGGAGGCACAGGAUGUCAAGAUCUGACGGGCCGCCUCCUCUGUGCAUGCCGAGGAAACAAAAACAAUAAUAACCUGAUUAACUUUUAAAAGCUAAACAAAGCAAGAAGAUUUUUUUCCCGUGGUUUUAAUAUUUAAAUAUCUAAUAGUUGGCAUUUUCUGCACGAUCUCAAGCGGAGGGCAAGAGACAUUUUACGUUGAAGCAUUUUUUUCCAUCAGCAAAAUGUUGCCGUUGAAGCCGCUGCCCAUUGUGUGUGGUCCAGUCGGUACAUAUCUGCGAGUUGAUCAUGUGACAAAGCACUGACACAAACUGCGGUGAAAUAACAUUUGCUUUUGCUCGGCUCUGCAUUUGUCCACUGCUGGAUGUUCAAGGAAAACUGUGCUUAUUUUGAAUGAAGUUCUGCCUCUGCAAGUUCCUUUGCGAUAAAAACAAAAAAACCCAACAGUUGAGAGAUACCACGAAGACGGUGAAGAUGGUGGAUGAAUCCCAAAGUGGUGCCUGCCUUUCAGUUGGGUUGGUGGCCUGACUUCCGCCGCCGAUUAAAGUCAUAGCCGUGCUGGAGAGGUUACUUCGUGCAACUCAGUUGUGCUGGUGUGUUCGCAGUCUCGUCACAGUGGAGUAUUGUUUCAGGCACUAGUGGAAACACCUUGGGCUACAGGCCUGUAUGGUGACUGAAUGAUUUAUUCCCAUUUUCUUUUGUGUAGCCUUUAGAUUGUUCUACAAUGCCUCGCUGUUUAUUAACUUCCUCCGUAAUCACCGCAAAAGCCUGCAAACUUCCGAAAGAAGAAACAUCGAUCAUUGGAAAGUCAUUCAAAAGUUCUACUCCGUGACAUCGAGUGAACCCCGAACCCAUUCUGGGUUUUGUUUAAUUCUUCCACAGCACUGUAAACAGUCAAUUGUUUUUAUCGUCAUUGCAUCGAACGAAAACUCCCUUCUGAAAACUGGAAAUGGACCUUAUACUUGAAUUACAUUUUCCUGGUCAUGCGUUUUAAGGCCAUUACAGACGUCAACAAAGAGCUCGGGUUUUGUGUUAACACCUUCAAGCCGAGUAGCCGCGUUUCGUAUUUCCUGCCAGGAGUUUGGCGAUGACAGCUUCGUGUUUGGCCUGUCAUGUGGAAAACGUCAUUCGACAUAACUUGUGAGGUGGCAUUCAGUGAAAAAAAAGUGCUGCAGUGUUUGUGUUUUUUAUUGAAAAAUUUUUUUUCCAUUAGUGAAAAAACACGUUUGCUUUCAACAUGGAACACUUGUCCUGAAAUUGGUGUUAGUCGAUGUGAGAGCUCGAAUGGCGCUGGCAGUGGGAUUGUUCCAGCAGCUGUUGUCGGUUUACUGGCCUUUAGUAAGGCCGAUUGACCUCUCCAAAAGAGGUUUUUUUGUGUUAGAUCGCAUAAAUAUAAAUGUGUUGUUAAACCCACCACCACCCAACACAGUCGUUACUAGUUCAGCACACAGUAACGAAUUGGCAUGUUUUGUUUACGUGACAAACCUUACUAAUUGGCUGUGUCGGGUGGUGGCGAGUUUAACAACACAUUUAUGCGAUCUCACCCAAACACCUCUAUUAUAGAUAAUAAUUUUGGUCGCGAAAGCCUGUGUUAAACUGAGUGACCUCUGUGUGCGCACCAGGUAGCAGCCCGCUCCGGUGGCAACGUAAACUAAGCGGGUGCAGUCACUCUCCUUAUAAACCUUCGGCACGAAAUAUCAAUGUGUGUUCGAGGCCCCAGACAUUUAAAUGAUUCAGUGAACUGUUGAACUUUGCAUUUGAGUUCAUUUUAUUUGUUUCAAACAUGAUCCCGUUUUGCCGGUUGCUUAGCUGUUUUACCAGGUCGAUCCGUGGUGCGUGAGCACAGCAACAACAAAACAACAAGUGCAUCGAUAUUGCAGAGAACGAGUUACUACAGGGUCCCUUCAGGAAUAUUGCACAACUAACACAGGGGGUAUUUAACGGUCGUAAACAAAACACGUGAAAAUAUUUUAAAAAAUCUUGAGCAGGAGGGCACCAGAAAAAAAGUAGGUGCAAGUAGCAAAGUUUUUGAGCAAAUUGCAUUUUAAUAGGAAUAAGGAGGCACUUGUGAGGCUACAGGAGUGAGUUGGAGGAACCGAGUGGUUACUUAUGUAAUUGUUGGGUUUGUUUUAAGAGGACCUUUAUGAUGAAAACAGCCCAUUGAUGGUCUCUCCGGGUAUCCAGGGGAAAGAGAAUUGCGUGAAUGUACAGGUGGCAGUGAUAAUUUCUAUAGGGCACUUCGAGAGCAAAAUGGAGAUCGGAGUGAUAUGUAUGAAUGUUGAACUUCGGCACCGUACGUAGCCAACCGUGCUAAUCGGAUGUGUUGGAUGUAAUGGAAUGAGACGUUUUAAUGUAGAUUCAGAAGCUAGGCAGUAAUAGCAGUGUGUGCAACACAGUACCAACGCACCAGCGCUUAGCACCCUUCUUGCCAAACGAUUCAUCUUGAACUGGAUUGUGAAAGAAAAGUGUGUCGUGGUCUCUUGUUAUUUCAGAUUGUUAUUGUGCUAACUACCCUGUUUGUGUGUAUGUACGUAUAUAUGUGUUUCCGCUUUUCUCUUCAAUCUGCUUUUGUAAACUUACGUUCGAGUGUAAAAUGUUGAUGAUAUUGAAUUGGCACUUGCUUUGCAUAAUGCAUUGUCCUUUGAGCUCCUUUGCUCGACCCUUACAAAUGUCAACAUGCACACACAGCGAAUAAUGCGAUACGAUACGAGUAGCCUGCGAUGUCGAACUCCGCUUACAGCCAACCCAUCCUGGAAUUAGUGCAGUGAGUGUGUGCGUGCGUAUAUGUGCCCACAUUGUAAUUAUACUAUUCAAUGCCGUCAAGUUAACAAAUUAUUCAGUGUCUGAUCACAAAGGUCAAGCAGAUUCAACAUGCUCGUGAGCUUCAGUUUUUCAUGAAAUCCCUCAACAUUGCCUGGCAACUCGUGCUCAGUGCUCUGAAAGGGAACCUAUCCUGCAGCAAGCACCGUGGUCACAUCACCACCCCUGCUUAGUGGCGCGUGGCGUCUGCUCUCGAUUCCCGUUGCUGCUUUUGUUGUUGCGUCCUUAAUUGCUCGAAUCACCCACCACGUGACCACGGUUUAAAUUAGGUCCCCGCGGUGGAAAAUUGCAAACUAAUUCCCAAGUUUACUUUCACAUGCAACACGCAAUGGUACUCUACGCUAUUAAAGCUAAUACGUUUGUAAGACGGGAAUGAGAGCGAAACGGAAAUGCUUACCUUGCCCCCCUGCUCCUGUAGCCCAUGCAUGCGCGGGGGGACAAACGCAGAGUCGGUUACCGGCUCCGGGAGCGCCGCGGGGCCUUCACUCCCCCGCGCUCGUCUGCCAGGCAUGAAUGAGAGCACGCCACGUGGUGUUGUAUCAUGUACAUAGGACUUGUAUUAUUUUAUAUAGAGUUUGUAUAUUUUUUCACUAUUGGUUUAUAGUUCGUAUAACAGUUUGCGUAGCUGCAUUUCCAAAGACCGAGGUGGGAGGGGAGGGAGGGUGGAAUUUCAUAGUUGAAAAGAAGCACGUUGGCCAUUUGUUAAGCAAACCUCUCGGUGACAUCUCCUGAUUUGAUGUACUAUUAAGCGGUGCACACGUAGGCGUGUUUUCGCCGAGUGUUUUAUACCAAUCGUGUCUUGGGAGUUUCUCAAACUUGAAUCCUAAGUCUCAUCCUGGUCACGUUUGGUUAUCAAUAUUUAUCAAAUCAGACGUCAACAUGCCCAAUUGCAUUAAUGCCACCACACCUCGCUAUUACUUCUGCCAGAUCCUUCAGCUCUUUCAAAUCCAACAUUUGACUGCAGAUGUCUGUUCUUCCAGUAUCCUACUGAAGGAGUUUUCCCUUGGUGUGUACCACAAAGGUUUGCUGGGUUGAGAUUUUGCUGGGUACAUUUAGUACUAUGCAUAUUGCCUUAUAUACAAAUUAGGCAACUGCACUCUCUACACGCUCCUGAUUGGUCAUGAGGAAAAUAAUUUGGAUAUGUGGGUCAUGGGGAGGCACUAAGAGGGAGUUUGAGAGUCACAAAAUUACUUUUGCUGAAAAAGGAGUGACUAAUAUAGAAUUGUCCAGUGUGUGUGUGUAUACAGCAGAAGAGAAAGUAAUUGCGGAACGGUUGACUGAUUUUAUAUGUGAAUACAGACCUUGUUAUUAUAUUCAGCAUUGUAUUGAGUUCUUUAAAAUAAAGCAUCAAGCAUUGGCGUUGCUAGCUCAUGCUUAGAAAGUGCAUACCGUUUAUUGGAAAAAAAAUAUACCUUCUUACAAAAGCAUAACGUUGUCCAUGAUGAGCAUUAAUCCGGCAGCUCUGGUGCAGUCACUGGGUGUCAGAGUACAAAUCCUUUAUUGCCUAAGAGCCGUAAAGUUCCAACGUAUCUUUGCAGGCACAGUGCUCUCCUUUGUUACGGCUGUAUCGUGAGGGGUGGUCUUAUUGGGAUAUACUGCACCAGCACUGUGCGAUAUGCACUUGUUUUGAGUGACCAGCCACGAGGAUAACCAAACAAAUCUGAUGAGAUUUGAGGCAGGGCCUGCAGGCUGAUCCUCUUUUUGGCUAAAAUGUUCUGGUGUCUCCAUAAAUGGCAUCACCGAGGGCGUUGUGUUGUGCUCAUUUUGUCAAGAUGUGCAUUUAGCCCCGAGUCUAUGAAUGUAUAUGUCCAUUAACAUUGGACACCCAAAAAUCACUCUGCUUCUACAAACUUGAAUUGAUGGCUGAUCAUUUUAAAUGCCUUGAGCAGCAGGGCAUCGGGUCUGAACCACGUGACAAUGCAGUGCCUGUACGUGGGCCCUGAACAAAGCCUAGUGUCAAAAGCUUCUAAAUCUCAAAAUAGAAUUUGCUUACAUUUCAGACGUUCCAACUUAUCCCUGGCAAUGAUUGUUGCAUGCGAGCUGACGCUAAUGAAAUCAACAAGAAAGAAAUACAGCUGAAUAAGUUGAUUUACUGUGGUUAUUAUGGUUUGCUCAUCUGGAGGUGUGUAGUGAUAUCUGGAUAAAUGAUGUCAACGUACUAUUGCUUGAAUAUUAACCCAACACGUCAAAACGUCAUCUCUCGCUCCACCAGUCAGCUCUUCCUGUUGUUAUCCAUUAUCGGUCGUGUCUGACGUUACAUUAAUUUACCUUAUGCAGUUUUGCUUUGAUGAAUAUUGGGUGAUCAUGUGACGAUGACUGUACUUGCAGUGGAGCGGAAUGGAAGUUCAGAUUUGAGCCUUUACCCCCAUCUGUUAUCCCCCUUUCAACUACAGCUCCACACUUUAAACUUGGCUGCCUUUGGAUCUUUAAUUCAUUGCCUUUUUAUGCUGCCUCAAGUAUAAAGUAAAUGUUUUAACAUGAACCAUUACCGGACAUAUACAAACGAUAUAUCCCCCCCCCCUCCUUCUUAUGAAUAUGUUAACAUAGAAAAGCAACACGUUACGUUGGGCCCAUACUGUAAUUACUCUGCUGUAUGAAUAGUAUUGGAAUAUGUUAUACGCCGUGUAAAAUGCGAUGUACAGUUCCGUGCUCACGUUGCUCAUGAAUCUCCGUGUGUGUGAAGUCCGAGCUACUGGUGCCCGCUUGCCUUGGCAUCAUUUACACCCCACGUGUGAGUCGCCUGCAGACUGUUAUUUGACAUUACCCUUAAUUUUUGUUUAGUUUUUUAAAAAAGGAUACUGUAAUAAUAAAUGUUUGCUCAUUUUCUUUUGA